AUGUCCAACAAGUUCGGCCACUUCGAGAAGCUCAAGUUUCCGGCACUGUCCAGGCUGCUCGCCGGAGGCGUGGCGACGUACGAGGGCGAGCAAUGGGUUAAGCACAGGAGGAUCCUCAACCCUGCAUUCCAUCCCGAGAAGAUCAAGCUCAUGAUGCCAGCGUUUUCUACUUGCUGCCAAGAACUUGUGAGCAGAUGGACGCAAUCUCUUGGUUCUGAUGGUACAUAUGAGGUGGAUGUUUGUCCGGAGUUCCAAAGACUCACCGGAGAUGUCAUUUCUCGCACCGCGUUUGGCAGUAACUACGCUGAAGGUGCUAGGAUUUUCCAGUUGCAGUCCGAGCAAACUGCACGCCUCCUGGCCAGGGUUAAGAAGAUUAUCAUUCCCGGCUACUUGUGA
Molecule: messenger RNA, 396 nt
Organism: Triticum turgidum subsp. durum (durum wheat)
Lineage: Eukaryota; Viridiplantae; Streptophyta; Magnoliopsida; Poales; Poaceae
Source: the annotation of a GenBank genome assembly